This is a messenger RNA of Phycodurus eques (leafy seadragon), 5194 nucleotides long. RefSeq names its product dual specificity phosphatase 3a (gene dusp3a). Gene Ontology annotation, cellular component: cytoplasm. The transcript is spliced from 3 exons. Lineage: Eukaryota; Metazoa; Chordata; Actinopteri; Syngnathiformes; Syngnathidae. The record is from RefSeq and is a predicted model, not a curated record. The coding region runs from base 143 to 1039 and encodes 298 amino acids. Gene Ontology annotation, biological process: negative regulation of MAPK cascade; protein dephosphorylation. Gene Ontology annotation, molecular function: MAP kinase phosphatase activity; protein tyrosine/serine/threonine phosphatase activity.
CACUUGACGUCGUAGCUGCGGCUCGCACACCUCGCCGAGCACGACGCACGUGCGGCGAUCCAACGAUGACCUUAAACGACAGCAAAAGGUUCGCCACUUCCUCGACAACUUCAGUCUGACUUUUAUUUCCUUUUGUGGCGCCAUGAAGAAGCACCACAGUCCCACCAAGCAGCAGCCGGCGGCGGCGGCGGUGGCGACUCAGGGCGGCGAGGUGACCGUCCAGCAACUCAACGAGCUCCUGUCGAACGGCAGCGGCUUCUACAGCCUCCCGACGCAGCACUUCAACGAGGUCUUCCCGAGGAUCUACAUCGGCAACGCGUUUGUGGCCCAGAAUACAAUGCGGCUGCAGAAGCUGGGUGUCACGCAUGUGCUCAACAUGGCGGAGGGCACCUCCUUCAUGCACGUCAACACCAGCGCCGACUUCUACGCCGGCACGGGCAUCGUCUACCAUGGCAUCAAGGCCAACGACACGGAGCAGUUCGACCUCAGUGCCUUCUUCGAGGAGGGCGCCGGUUUCAUCGACAAGGCCCUCGCGCACAACAACGGCAAAGGUGUACGUGCACUGCAGGGAAGGCUACAGCCGCUCGCCCACCAUGGUGGUGGCUUACCUCAUGCUGCGCCACAAAAUGGACGCCCGGCAGGCAGUAGCCACCGUGCGGCAAAAGAGGGAGAUCGGCCCCAACGACGGCUUCCUGCGCCUGCUGUGCCAACUCAACGAGAAACUGGCCCGCGAGGGACGGCUGAACGGCGAGGUGGGCAAACUAAAGGCCAAAUGAAUACGACCUCCCAUCAUGCCUUUCACUGGUUUCCCGCUGCUCUCCGGGACUCGUACCACAAACCAGCACCCGUCCGAGGGGUAUUCUGGAACAUGCUUUUUAUCAGUGUAGAUCAUUGCACUCGCACGUACGCACGCGUCCAUGUUUACCUUCGAAUGUCCAUGACGAGCUGCCGUAAACUCACCAAUCACACCAUAGACGCAGACCUCAUAGAACCGAGCUACUUCAAGCAUUCCGACGCUCCGUACUCCCAAGAUUCCUAACGUGAAAGACGACAGCACAAUCAUUCCGAGGUUUCACUGCCGCGAAUGUCGGAAUCCAAAAAAAGAAAAAUACAAAUCAAUUAUACGGCCGAUCACAAUGCGAUGAAACGAGGCAUAGAAGCAUUCCGUGAAUCCGCAGCAAAGUUUUUAUAAUUAACAGUGACCCAUGCCAACACGUUAGCGUAGUGGAUCCUAAAAACCGACCAGAGGCCUCCUCUGUUUGACACUAUCCAAAUGCAACAUGGGACAAAAGUGAUGCAAAUCAUCGUGUGCACUGCCAGUUCGCACAUUCCAUACCUUGCACCUUUUUUUCCACCCCAGUUUGUGUGCAGUGACGCAUUGCAAUACAUUUCAAUACCCCCAUCUUAUAUACAGUAACUAUAGAAUGUAAAGGCAUCUCUCGAUUAUUUAACACUGUCAACUGCGCCUCGUGUGUCGCUCAUCUCAUCAAUCAACUCACUAUUUAUUCCUCCUUUCCUAUAUGUAUAAAUAUAUGCAUAUGAAUAUAUAUAUGUUCUGUGCGUACUGUAUAUACAUAUUUACUGUACGUGUUGACAUAUAUGAAUAUAUGAGCAAUGUGUCUGUAACGUGACGUAUAUUGUCUGCGUGUCUUAUAUAUCACUUUAUAUUCGUCUGUAUGACUAAAUAAUCAAUCCCACCACCGCUCAUUUACAUGUACUACAAUAUAUUAUUCAAAUAUGAUGUGCAUGUAAAACCUUGCCUGUGAUCACAAUUGUGCGAUCCACGAUCACGAAUCGUGCGUCUACAUUGCGCCACAGGUGGCAGUCUGGGUUGUGCUCAUGAUGCCAUCGCCUCCAUGUUUGUUUGUUGCUGAGUAACACUUAGUUGUUGUAUGACACCAAUGCCUACGUUGGGAAGCAACUGGUGUCAUUUCAGUAAUUUCUUCUCACACUGGCCGAUCUAAGCCAGCUUGGUACUGCAUAGUACCGAUAUCGUAUCAAUCUGGGCCUGCUGAGUUGAACACAAAGCUAUUACUCUGUUGUACAAACAGGUGGCUACACAGGUUGAUUGUGCCUUUGCCAUCUAGUGGAAGAGUAUUUCAUUGUUCUGUCUGUCACUAUACGCUGGAGGCAUAGAUAGAUGAACAAAGAUACAUUAUUUGUAGUAAACAAAUAAUUUUCGGACCAAUUAAGUAAAAUUGGAGAAUUUCCCAAGGCACACCUUAUAUUUCAUGGCACACUGUGGCACAGUGGUUGGGUAUCACUGGUGUAAAGUUCCGACGUGAGAUCGGGGGUCGAGGUCGACCUGCCAAUCGGAGGCUGGACGCUGCGACCAGUGUGAAGUGCAACACCCGGCGAGACUCACUGUCCGUGUCCCUUUGCGUUGAAAGCAAUUGUAAUGAUCUGAAUGUUUGAAGCUGCAACACCACUGCAAACGCACACUUCAGACACAGCAUACAUAAGUCCAUCUCGGACGAGUUCUGUCUGAAAGCUUCGGAUGGGCUCUACUGUUACGCCUCUGAUGCACCAACUUGCCUGGAAGGCAGCGUGAAAGGGGGAAGAUCCAAUUUCUAGCAGUAUCCCGAGCCUCCAGUUGGGGGAGCCCUUUCAUUACACUCCAUAAAACCGCUCCAUUGAGGAGGUACUCUGUGACCGGAGUGGUUGUUUGGUAGACGUCCAGCCAAAUGUGUUCCAGCAGCAAAGACCUGGCCCCCGCUUGACGCAGACUAAACGCUGCCAGAUGCAUCGCAGCGUUGCAGCAGCGGCGUUUGCUGACGUCUGAACAUGGGUCGGCAGGUCAAGUCUUAUCACGGGGGGAGUUGCAAGAUGGCCUCCCCCGAUUCUGGCUCGACCCAACUCAAUAGCCCCACGCCAGCGCACAUCCUCAGUUGUUUGUCCGUCCAAAGUGUUUGGCAACUAACAUCAGGUGCACUCGUUCACCAAGCUGAGAUCUUUGUCAAAAAUGUGUCACAGCAUGUUUUUCUCCCUCCUCACCUCAUCACGACCCGAAGACCACACAAAAAGUAGCACGGAUACAAUAUCACAUCCUUUGAGUCAUCCACAAAUCUGCUGCUGCACCAAUGCCCGAAAGCCUCUUUAAACUACUAACUUCUUUGAAUUGUCAUGGUUCCCAGCGCAAAAUCGAGCCAUCCAUUCAUUUUCUUAGAGCACUUGUCCUCAUUAGGGUCAUGUAAGAGCCAGAGCCUAUCCCAGCUGACCCUGGACCAGUCGCCAGCCAAUCGCAGGGGACAUAUAAACAACCAUUAACUCUCUCGUUCACACCUAUGAAUAAUAUAGGCACUCCAAUGAACCUAACAUGCACGCUUUUUGAAUGUCGGCUGUAACUACAAUACACAAUUUAAAAACGUUAGGAAUAUUGGGGUUGCAGGUGAAAGAUCAGGAUGAACCUAAAAUGCAUUGUAACCUUUACAGGUGAAUGUAAGUUGGCCUUCUCUAAACCUUUUGAACGGACAUGUCCAAAAGUUCAGUGUUUCAGCACGUAUUCCAAUACAUUUGCCGGUUCAAUUGGAAUUGGAAUUGAAACGAUCCUCUUCAUCAUGCCGUUCACAUUUUUGACAUCGCCAGACCAAGAUGACACCUAAAAAGUCAACAAUACUCGCCAUCGUGACGCUUCGAACAGAAUGUUCUCAGAGGGAAGUGGCCUUAGACUGUCAGUGUCAUCAGCUGGUUGCAACAGAGUGACUGGAGGAGUCACAGAAAGGCAUAGAAGCGGAUGAGUUUAUGGAUCAAACUGUUGUGACUUUUGGCAUUCAACUCUUAGAGAACAUCGUUAUGCAAAAUAUACUGAAACAGUGAACAAGUUUAGAGAAAGUUUAAAUUAAUUUGACCUUUAAAGGUUAUACCGGUAGUCCAUUUCAGUUUCAUCCUGAAAUUUCACCCCAAAGCUGCAGUAUCCCAAACUUUUUGUGAGUAGUGUCAGUCCUCAACAUUCCAGAUUUAGAGCUCUCAUCAUGGAAAAAUGGAACAAUGUAUAUCUUAUUCAUGGCAUAUUCAUGACUUAAAAUUUCAGCAUUUGUCAUAUUUUGUGACAGUCACCAACUUUAUGAAAUGCUUUAGCACACAAACCAACACUGCCACCUGCUGUCCAGUCAAUGUAAUGCUUUUAAUUGACCUUAACUGGAUUCUGUUACAAACCUCACCUCAUCGUAUUUUCUGUCUCAUUCAUUUUCAAGUGUAAAAAUGGUAGCAUCGCUACUAAUUUGUGUUGUUGACCGGCGAUGCGCCACCAGCAUCUCUUUUGGGAGCUUUGACCACGCUCCCCUUUGUUGUUUUCAGAACCCUGAAUGUCAAAUUGUAUAUCGUUAUAUAUCUAUAUACUACGUAAUAUGUAACAUGCACUAAGUGGUGAAUUGCUGCAUUCAAUGUCCAAGCUGGCCUCAUGUAUUGGUCGGCAGUAACAUUUGGUUAACCGCUUGACGAGGAGGAUUUAAGUGGAUCUUAGCUGAAUUGUUUUGGGUGGGAAAGGAUCGGGAAAGGUUCUUGACCUACUUCAUCAUCUUCUCUGACAAACUACGUCAUCACAAGCCUGUUACCCCUAAUUGUAAUAAAUUCACAGUGCAGGUCAGAGCAUUGUGAAACAUUGAGAAGUAUGCUCAUUUGACUCCCAGAUAACUUCCCGUGAAUUCUUUUUUUUUUUUUUUUUUUUUUUUUUUUGGGGGAGUCCAAAUGUGAAGUCUCCCAUGGUGUAAUUUGGACAUCUGCGCUUGAAGUCUCCUUUUGUUGGAAGCCCCGCGUGGCCGACAACCGAUACCCCGCACAUCGUGGAAACUCAUCUGGCUUGAACUUGUUCACCUUUUCCCCCGCAACAUUUUCCCACCUGAGAGCUUUUUAAACAAGCGCCGGAAAGGAGCAACAAAGUGGGAGUUCAGGCCAGGUGGAGUGCAGACACGAGUGUAGACGCCCCUUUCGUUGUUCUUUUUUUCACGCAAAAGGAGUCUUCUGCCUGACUCCUGCUUUCCCCCCCGUUUCCCACAUUGAUGCUAAUGAUUGACGACGACCCAAACAACACAGCAGCCCACCUGAAGCCUUACAGUGUGUCGUUCAGUUUGUCUAUUUCACCUCACACGGCGGGAAGGCAAGGCUUUGUUGAAGUGCACUUGAUUUAAGAUUGUUUUUGUUUAUUCUUAUCUUGGAAAACUUUGUAAAAAAAAAAAAAUAAACUACAGACUGAUCA